GUUGCAGGUGGGUGGGGCUAGUGCCCCGCAUUCAUUGUAUUAGCGUCUGCAGAAGGCGCGGAGCUGCAGAAGCGCAGCUGGCGGGGGAAGCAGACACCAUGGCUCAGAAUACAGAGACCCCCGUACCUCACCCAUACUGGCCACGUGACCUGCGCUUGGAUGACUACCGUCCCAAUGACCGCCCCAUGUGGCAGAUCCUGGCCUUCCUGUUCUCCGUGUCCGGUGGUUUGCUGGCUGCAACGUGGCUCCUGUCUGGCCGGGCAUCCAAGCUGAGCUCCUGGCGCCGGCUUGCUCUGUGCUGGUUUACAAUCUGUGGCUUCAUCCACGGUGUCAUCGAAGGCUGGUUCUCCCUGUACUACAUGGAGAUCCCACAGGACCAGGCGUUCCUCUCACAGCUUUGGAAAGAAUACGCCAAAGGUGACAGCCGAUACGUCAUAGCGGAUAAUUUCACAGUGUGUAUGGAGACCAUCACAGCCUGGGCUUGGGGCCCCCUCAGCGUGUGGACGGUGGUCUCAUUCCUGCGUGGCUGCCCUCAUCGCUUUGUGCUGCAGCUCAUUGUGUCCCUCGGCCAGCUGUACGGAGACGUGCUCUACUUCUACACGGAGUACCGGGAGGGCUUCAGCCACAGCGAGAUGUGGCACCCCCUCUACUUCUGGUUUUACUUUGUAUUUAUGAACGCUUUGUGGAUUUUUAUCCCGGCCGCUCUCAUCGUGGACUCGUGGCUACAGCUGAGUAAAGCCCAAAGCUCUGCGGAUGCUGUCCGGCCCGUGGCCAAAACCAAGAGGAGCUGAGGGGCCACGUGAUCAUGGAGAGGAGCAGGAAGUGGAGGACGUUUAUUGAGGACCUGUUGUCACGUAACCGGUGCAGCAGAGCUGUCUGCAGAACGUGACGCUGAACGACGUGACACUGAACGACGUGGCUGCAGAUCACUGUGUGUGGGGGGUUCUCUGUAAUAAUGCAUGGCAAUAAAACUUUUACAUUCCC
Spea bombifrons (plains spadefoot toad) is the source of this 984-nucleotide messenger RNA. It is a transcript of the gene EBP, whose product is annotated as EBP cholestenol delta-isomerase. Bases 99 to 791 code for a protein of 230 amino acids. Lineage: Eukaryota; Metazoa; Chordata; Amphibia; Anura; Pelobatidae. Gene Ontology annotation, biological process: cholesterol biosynthetic process. Gene Ontology annotation, cellular component: endoplasmic reticulum; membrane. Gene Ontology annotation, molecular function: C-8 sterol isomerase activity; steroid Delta-isomerase activity; cholestenol delta-isomerase activity. The record is from RefSeq and is a predicted model, not a curated record. The transcript has 5 exons.